Molecule: messenger RNA, 759 nt
Organism: Penicillium digitatum Pd1
Lineage: Eukaryota; Fungi; Ascomycota; Eurotiomycetes; Eurotiales; Aspergillaceae
Product: S1 family serine peptidase
Biological process (GO): proteolysis
Molecular function (GO): serine-type endopeptidase activity
Source: RefSeq, a predicted model, not a curated record
AUGUUGAACUCUAUCACCUACGGUUCUUCCCUUCUCUGCCUCUUGCUAUCUAUUCCACAGCCCACUCAUGCUUUGGAUGGAGGUAGCGAGGCACCUACCACUGCCGUACCCUAUACCGCCGCUCUUUUGUCGUCUGACGAAGUUUUCAACAAAUGUGCUGGUGUUCUUAUCACCCCGAAAACUAUUUUGACGACCGCUUCUUGCGUUCAGAACCAGACAACUAGCUCUUUGAAGGCUCGGGUCGGUAGCAGCGACCGCACCACCGGCGGAACUGUAGUGAGCUUCAAUAAGAUCCUUCAGCAUCCAAAAUACAGCACCAAGACUUGGGACUACGACAUAGCGCUUUUGAGCUUGAGCGAGGCCGCACCCGACAGCGUCCCACUCGCAGACCUCGGAAAUUUCUCUGACGUUGUUGGCUCCGGCACAACUAUGUACGGCUGGGGAUUGACCAACUACAGUAACACGGAGUUCCCUAAGAAAUUGCAGAAGCUGGACGCUGUCGGAAUCACCAAUGCUUGGUGCGCUGAGGAGUGGACAGGUCUUCACUCAAUCUCCAAUCGCAUGGUUUGUGAUUGGCCGCCUGUAGAGAAGGCUACGUGGGAAGGUGACAAGGGGGGUCCAGUUGUCAACACUGUCGAUGGAAGCGUUGUGGGGCUCAUCAGCUUCAGUAUCUAUGAGACUGAGAGGAAGAAGGCACUUCCGGACGUGCACACCAACCUUGAGUACUUCAACAGCUGGAUCAUGGAUCAUGUUGUCUAA